AUGUUUCCACAUAUCCAUGCUUCCAUUCUAGCCCCACCCGGUGCCGCUUCCCCGUAUCUGGUGGUCGAAUACGCCAUAUCCUCCUACAUACCUACAUUAUCAGCUCUACUUGAGCCACCCAACUCUGCUCUGAAUCAACCCUUCAAAUUACUCUCGGUAAUACAACCAUCGGCUCCUGGUGCAUCGUCUAUUCCUAACACCAAGCAAGAAUUGGAGAAUAUUCAACGCCGUCUUGGAAGUCGAGAACAUGCCAUCCUCGAAGGUUCACAAGGUACAAAGAGUCGGGUGAUCAAGGCGAUAAGAGAUUGUAAUUGGCUUCAUCUUGCAUGUCAUGGAGUACAGAGACUAGAUGAACCAACGAAGAGUGCACUGAUCCUCGAAGAUGGACACCUCACCCUCGAGGAGAUCAUCAAACUCGACCUUCCGAAAGCAGAGUUUGCAUUUCUAUCUGCUUGUCAGACGACAACUGGAGACGAAAAGCUUUCAGAAGAAGCCGUGCAUAUCGCGGGUGGAAUGUUGUUGGCGGGAUAUCGUGGGGUAGUCGCGACAAUGUGGUCUAUUCAGGAUGAAAUUGCUCCAGAAGUAGCAGAUGAAUUCUAUGGUCAUAUCGUCAAAGAUGGAAAACGUCCGGAUAGUAGGAAGGCAGCGGAGGCGUUGCACGUUUCGGUGGAAAGGCUUCGUCAGAAGAACGUUCCUCUUUUAUCAUGGAUUCCCUUUGUCCAUCUUGUCAUCUUGGAACUGCACAUGGUCCCAUCACUUGAUGGAGGAGGUUCCUCCGCCGAGCCAAUUAUCGUCGUCUUUGCAGUGCAUCUGGCCUCUUUGACCGCGACACUCACUGCCAUCGCCAUCGACGUCUAA
Molecule: messenger RNA, 858 nt
Organism: Acaulospora colombiana
Lineage: Eukaryota; Fungi; Glomeromycota; Glomeromycetes; Diversisporales; Acaulosporaceae
Source: the annotation of a GenBank genome assembly